This is a messenger RNA of Nanorana parkeri, 1741 nucleotides long. RefSeq names its product TBC1 domain family member 19 (gene TBC1D19). The record is from RefSeq and is a predicted model, not a curated record. NCBI's taxonomy places the organism in Eukaryota, Metazoa, Chordata, Amphibia, Anura, Dicroglossidae. Bases 84 to 1661 code for a protein of 525 amino acids. The transcript has 21 exons.
UCUGCUGCGCACACACCGGUUGCUAAGAAACCAUUGGUCCUUUUUCUCCGGCCUUUGCAGGCAACAAGGAGCCGGCUGUCACAAUGCUGGGCGAAGAAGAGGAGCUGUCAGUGAGCAUCGCACAUAUCGUACAGAAACUAAAGGGCAGCACGCUGCAUUGCCAGCUGGAGAAGGAGGCUCGGAGAUGUCUGCUCAGCCCUGAUAUUAAACUUGAAACACUGAAGGAAGAUAUAAGAGAUUUUUUGAAGACCUCUGGUUGGGAACAAAAACUUCAAAAUGCUGUAUACCGUGAGCUUACUGUACUUCCAGCUCCUUGUCACUCAGCAGCACCAGCUGAACACAUUAAGGAACCUCUGGCCUACAUGAGAAGGGCUCAGGCAAGCUGGGAGAAAAGAGUACUGAAAAGUUUGAACAGCAUGUGCACAGAGCUCAAUAUUCCUCUUGCACGUAAGAGGCCAGCUGAAGAACAAAAAGAUUUACUCAAUAAAUGGAAUGAAAUGGGAACGGAUGAACCAGACUUAGCCCUUUUUAGACCCGUGUAUGCACCUAAGGAUUUUCUUGAGGUGCUUAUUAAUCUUCGUAAUCCUAACUAUGAUACUGACCAGACAAGUUUUAGGGCUCAACUUGGUCUGAUUCCAGUUCAAUUUAAAAUUAAGGACAUCCCAGAACUGAGAGAAUUCUUCGGGGAACUUAACCUAAACAUAGGUCAGCUGGGAGUGGAUGACUCUACACCAGUCCCACCAGAAUUGUUCGAAAAUGAAUACUUGCGCAUUGGAAAGAAAAUUCUAGAAGAGCAUGACAGUGCUGCAGCUCAGCAGUAUGUGCGCCAGGGAUGCCCAACAGCCUUCCGUGCUGAAUUAUGGGCACUCAUCUUGAAUAUCUCAGACCAAUCAGAGGACGUCUUGUACUAUGAACAGCUUAAAUCAAAUGUAAUUCAGCAUGACCUUUUAUCCGACAGUCUGAUUUACAAGGAUGUGAAACUGACAGCUAGCAAUGAUGAUUAUUAUUUUGUAUUUGAAGAUUAUCUUUAUCAGGUGUUGCUCUGCUUCUCCAGGGACACCUCUGUGCUUGAACACUUUAUAUACAACAGUGCAACACCACCAAAAUCAUACAUUCGAGGCAAACUUGGCUUGGAAGAGUUUGCUGUUGUCUAUCCACCAAAUGGGGUGAUUCCGUUUCAUGGCUUUUCAAUGUAUGUUGCCCCUUUAUGUUUUCUGUAUCGUGAGCCCGCAAGACUGUAUCAAGUGUUCCGGGAGAUGUAUGUGCGCUUCUUCUUCCGCCUCCACUCCAUCUCAUCCCACAUAUCUGGAAUAAUGUCACUGUGUCUUCUGUUUGAGACCCUUCUUCAGACGCAUCUCCCACAGCUUUUCUAUCAUCUCCGAGAGAUCGGCGCACAACCUUUACGCAUCUCAUUCAAGUGGAUGGUUCGAGCAUUUUCUGGCUAUUUGGCUACCGAUCAGCUGCUGCUUUUGUGGGACAGAAUCCUUGGCUAUAAUUCAUUGGAAAUUCUUGCUGUGCUGGCAGCUGCUGUGUUUGCUUUCCGAGCAAUGAACCUGAUGGAGGUGACAUCACUGGCUGCUGCUGAAGCUGUACUUGCCGACAUCUCGACCCUGAAAGUUAUGCCUCUUCUUCAGAUUUUCCUGUUUGCCACUGUCACAUAAUCACUCCCACAGUCCACAUUAUUAGAAUUCACAUCUUUUACUUGGAAUCAAACCAUAAACAAUGCAGUUAUUUAUAGUCA